This is a messenger RNA of Exophiala aquamarina CBS 119918, 1269 nucleotides long. RefSeq lists its product as uncharacterized. The transcript has a single exon. Gene Ontology annotation, cellular component: endomembrane system. NCBI's taxonomy places the organism in Eukaryota, Fungi, Ascomycota, Eurotiomycetes, Chaetothyriales, Herpotrichiellaceae. Bases 1 to 1269 code for a protein of 422 amino acids. The record is from RefSeq and is a predicted model, not a curated record.
AUGAGGCCGCGAAUCCUGCACUUCCUCACCCUCUGCACCCUCCUGUGUCUGGUUGCUGCCUGGUCUAAGGAGGAUUACGAAAUAUUCAAACUCAAGGAUGAGGUGGAUGCUUCUGAAGGUCAAGGCGUGACUUUCUACGACUUUCUUGGUGUCAAAUCCUCCUCGACCGUAGAUGAAAUCAGUAAAGCCUUUCGCAAGAAAUCACGCGCCCUCCACCCUGAUAAAGCCAAACACUCCUUUGUUGCCUCUCGCUCUACCUCGAAGCCGACUCAGAAGCCCGGUGAGAAGAAGAAACCCGCCGUCCAUGUCUCCAAGGGUCCUUCCGACCGAGAGCUCCAAAAGUUCCUCAAACAAGCCACCGAAAGAUACCAAAGACUAGGAGUAGUUGCCAAUAUUCUCAAAGGCCCAGAAAGAGAGAGAUAUGAUUUCUUCCUCCAACAUGGCUUUCCUACUUGGCGUGGUACUGGUUACUACUACUCAAGAUACAGACCUGGUCUUGGUACUGUCUUGACAGGAUUAUUCCUGGUUGUGGGUGGCGCCGCCCACUACUUUGUCUUGAUCACCAGUUAUAAGCGACAGCGAGAAUUCAUGGAGAGGUAUAUCAAACAUGCACGAAAGACCGCCUGGGGUGACGAAUCCGGAAUCAGUGGUCUUGCUGCAAUUGGCCAACCCGUGGAUGUUCCUCAAACUCACACCGAGCCCGAGGCUGAUCCGAUGGCCAAUCUAAACCGGCGGCAGAAGAGAGAAAUGGAGAGACAAAACAAAAAAGACAAAUCUACCAAGACCAAGCCUGCCAGGCCUGCGCCUGUCCCAGCCUCAUCCAAUACGGGAGACCGACGACGUGUCACUGCGGAGAACGGCAAGAUUCUGGUCGUGGAUUCAGAGGGAAAUGUGUUUCUUGAGGAAGAGGAUGAAGACGGAGAGACCCAAGAAUAUCUCCUUGACCUCGAUGAAAUUCCGAGACCUACCUUCCGAGAUACAGCGGUAGUUCGCUUCCCUGUCUGGCUUUUUCGCAAGGCAUUUGACCCUUUCCUGAAAAACACCGAGCCAAUCCCCAGCAGAGAAUCUCUACAUUCGGAAGAAGUGCACCAACCAAGGGCGACCCCAGAAGUUGUUGUGUCCGGUAAAGCCACGCCACCUGGCGGCUCGGAUCUGAGUGCAAGCCAGAUCUCCGACUCAGGAUUUGAGAUUGUUGACUCGACUGGCAUCGAGAAUGAGAUUGCCAAUGUUCCCAACGCGAAGAAAAGGGGCAAGAAGGGGAAGAAAUAA